AUGGACAGUAAAAACCACACAAGCGCUUCAGAAUUCAUCCUCCAGGGAUUGUCCGACCGGGCGGAGCAUCAGCAGCUCCUCUUCGUGCUGUUCCUCUGCAUGUACCUGCUCACAGCCCUGGGAAACCUCCUCAUUAUCCUGGCGAUCAGCUCUGACCCACACCUGCACACCCCUAUGUACUUCUUCCUCUGCAACCUCUCCCUGGUUGACCUCUGCCUCGCCUCCAACACAGUCCCCAAGGUGCUGGCCAACAUCCAGUCCAACAGCAUAUCCAUCUCCUACACCUGCUGCCUGACCCAGAUGUAUUUCUUCCAUUUCUUCGGCAUCAUGGACAGUGUCCUCAUCGCCGUGAUGGCAUAUGACCGCUUUGUGGCCAUCUGCCACCCCCUCCACUACACCUCCAUCAUGAAUCCACGGCUCUGUGCCCUGAUGGUGGCUCUGCCCUGGAUAUUCUCUGGCCUCAUCUCCCUGGCACACACCAUCCUGAUGUCUUGUCUCAGCUUCUGUGCCGCCAAUGAACUCCCUCACUUCUUCUGCGACCUCACCCCCCUGCUGCGGCUCUCCUGCUCCGACACCACGGCCAAUGAGGCCCUGGUGUUCAUCGUCGCUGGGGCCGUCAUCGCUGCCCCUUUCAUCUUCAUCCUCGCUUCCUACGCCCGUAUCGUGUUGGCCAUCCUCAAAGUCCCCUCGGCUGGAGGGAGGAAGAAGGCCUUCUCCACCUGCAGUUCCCACCUCUCUGUUGUCUUCCUGUUCUACGGGACAACCAUUGGGGUCUACCUCAGCCCCUCAUCUGGUCUCUCGGCACUCAAGGACAAGGCCUUUGCUGUGAUGUACACAGUGGUCACUCCCACGCUGAACCCCUUUAUCUACAGCCUGAGGAACAAGGACAUGAAAAGGGCCCUGAGAAAAGUGUUCUACAAGAAAGUCGACACUUCUCAGUGA
This is a messenger RNA of Tachyglossus aculeatus (Australian echidna), 942 nucleotides long. Its product is annotated as olfactory receptor 24-like. NCBI's taxonomy places the organism in Eukaryota, Metazoa, Chordata, Mammalia, Monotremata, Tachyglossidae. Gene Ontology annotation, cellular component: membrane. The record is from RefSeq and is a predicted model, not a curated record. Gene Ontology annotation, biological process: G protein-coupled receptor signaling pathway. Gene Ontology annotation, molecular function: olfactory receptor activity; G protein-coupled receptor activity.